Molecule: messenger RNA, 9056 nt
Organism: Osmia bicornis bicornis
Lineage: Eukaryota; Metazoa; Arthropoda; Insecta; Hymenoptera; Megachilidae
Gene: Dscam1
Product: Down syndrome cell adhesion molecule-like protein Dscam2
Exons: 30
Coding region: 121-6189 (2022 amino acids)
Biological process (GO): axon guidance; homophilic cell-cell adhesion; dendrite self-avoidance
Cellular component (GO): plasma membrane; axon
Molecular function (GO): cell-cell adhesion mediator activity
Source: RefSeq, a predicted model, not a curated record
CGUCUACGGACCUAGAGUGUUCGUUCUGUUCUUCGGAGCGGUGUGAUCAGCGUGUAUCUCUGCGAUUUAAUCGACGUGUCUUUGGUGAGAAUCAGUGCGAUCAAGGAAAACAGGAUCAGUAUGUGGCGCGAUCCUCCAGGAGGGGGGUGUAACAUACCCACCUACAUCACGAUGAUGCUUCUGUUGGCUGUCUUGGCAUUAACGAACGUGGCUUGCGCUGAGGAUGAAUCUAUGGGACCGGUAUUUGUCAAGGAACCACCAAAUCGAAUUGACUUCUCUAACGGAACCGGUGCUGUCGUCGAAUGCCAGGCUAGAGGAAACCCCCAACCGGAUAUUAUUUGGGUUCGUGCUGACGGAAGUGCUGUUGGAGAUGUUCCCGGACUUCGACAGGUCUUGCCGAACGGAAACUUGGUCUUCCCUCCUUUCCGUGCCGAAGAUUAUCGUCAAGAGGUUCAUGCUCAGGUUUACAGCUGUCUGGCGCGUUCCCCUGCAGGUUCAGUUCACAGCCGAGAUGUUAACGUGAGAGCCGUCGUUACGCAGCCGUAUCAGCCGGAAAUUCUCACGGAAUACGUAAUCAGGGGUAACAGCGCGAUCUUGAAGUGCAGCAUCCCAAGUUACAUAGCGGAGUUCGUUACGGUCGAGGCAUGGAUCAAGGAGGACGGAGAAGUCUAUCUUCCGGAGGAUCCUGCUGUCGGGCAGGAUGGAAAGUACCUGGUAUUGCCUUCUGGAGAAUUGCACAUUCGUGACGUUGGACCCGAGGAUGGAUACAAGACCUACCAAUGCCGAACCAAGCAUAGACUGACCGGUGAAACAAGAUUAUCUGCUACCAAGGGUCGUCUCGUCAUUACCGAACCCGUUGGCAGCGUUCGUCCAAAAAUUCCAUCGACGGACGAUAUUCGUGGAUUCAGGACGACGAUAAACGGAUCUCAGGCUUUGCUAUGUCCUGCCCAGGGGUUCCCCGUUCCUUCUAACAGAUGGUACAAGUUCAUCGAAGGCUCUUCUCGUCGGCAACCGGUCCAGCUGAACGAUCGUGUUCGUCAGGUUAGCGGAACGUUGAUCAUCCGUGAGGCUCGCGUAGAGGAUUCCGGCAAAUACUUGUGCAUCGUGAACAAUUCUGUGGGCGGUGAAAGCGUGGAGACCGUUCUGACUGUAACCGCACCGUUGGCCGCGGAAAUCGAACCCAGCACCCAGACCAUCGACUUUGGAAGACCGGCUACCUUCACUUGCAACGUCAGAGGAAACCCCAUCAAGACUAUCUCAUGGUUGAAAGAUGGCAAACCCCUUGGAUUGGAAGAACCCGUACUCAGAAUCGAGAGCGUCAAGAAAGAGGACAAGGGAAUGUAUCAAUGCUUCGUUAGAAACGAUCAGGAAAGCGCACAGGCAACGGCCGAACUGAAACUUGGUGGACGAUUCGAACCCCCGCAGAUUCGCCAGGCCUUCGCCGAGGAGACUCUUCAGCCCGGACCAAGCAUGUUCCUGAAGUGUGUCGCCAGCGGAAACCCGACUCCUGAGAUCACCUGGGAACUGGACGGCAAACGACUAUCCAACACCGAGAGGCUUCAAGUAGGACAGUACGUUACGGUGAACGGCGAUGUGGUUUCUCAUUUGAACAUCUCCAGCAUUCACACCAACGAUGGUGGUCUAUACAAAUGCAUUGCCGCGUCAAAGGUUGGAUCAGCGGAACAUUCGGCCCGUUUGAACGUCUAUGGUCUGCCCUUCAUCCGUCACAUGGACAAAAAGGCUAUCGUUGCUGGUGAAACUCUUCGCGUGACCUGCCCAGUCGCCGGAUAUCCGAUCGAGAGCAUCGUAUGGGAACGAGACACGAGAGUAUUGCCGAUCAACAGGAAACAAAAGGUCUUCCCCAAUGGCACGCUUAUAAUCGAGAACGUCGAGAGAAUGAGCGAUCAAGCAACGUACACCUGUGUGGCACGCAAUGCUCAAGGAUAUAGCGCAAGAGGAACCCUGGAAGUGCAAGUAAUGGUCGCACCGCAAUUGGCGCCUUUCACGUUCGGUGAGGAGGCAGCGAACGCGGGAGAAAUGGCCACCGUUCAGUGUGCCGUGAUCAAAGGCGAUCUGCCGGUGAAGAUCGUGUGGUCGCUGAACGGUCGGCAUAUCGAUGUCGGACGCGUGUCCGGUGACCACGGUUACGACAUUCCUGACAUCGUCGUGAGCAGAAGUAGUAAACGGAUCAGCACCCUGACCAUAGACUCGGUAGCCGCAAGACACGCGGGCGAGUACUCGUGCACCGCGAUCAACGCAGCCGGAUCCGCUAGGCACACAUCGGUUUUAUCAGUGAACGUACCUCCUCGCUGGAUUCUGGAACCGACUGAUAAGGCAUUCGCUCAGGGCUCUGAUGCACGCGUUGAAUGCAAAGCCGACGGUUUCCCCAAGCCUCAAGUCACCUGGAAGAGAGCAGCUGGGGAUACACCGGGCGAUUACACUGACUUGAAACUUAGCAACCCAGACAUCAGCGUUGAGGAUGGAACCCUGUCUAUCAAUAACAUUCAAAAGACAAACGAAGGCUAUUAUCUUUGCGAGGCUGUCAAUGGAAUUGGCUCAGGACUUUCGGCUGUCAUUCUCAUUUCGGUUCAGGCUCCACCCCACUUUGAAAUCAAACUGAAGAACCAGACUGCACGACGCGGAGAACCAGCUGUAUUGCAAUGCGAGGCUCAAGGCGAAAAACCCAUUGGUAUCUUAUGGAACAUGAACAACAAGAGGCUGGACCCGAAGAGCGAUUCUCGUUACACCAUCCGUGAGGAAAUUCUGGCUAAUGGAGUACUGUCUGACUUGAGCAUCAAGAGAACCGAGAGAAGCGACUCUGCCUUGUUCACCUGCGUUGCCACUAAUGCAUUUGGAAGCGAUGACACUAGCAUCAACAUGAUUGUUCAAGAGGUUCCUGAAGUUCCAUACGGCCUUAAAGUAUUAGACAAAUCUGGACGUUCGGUACAAUUGUCCUGGGCAGCACCUUACGAUGGAAACAGUCCUAUCAAACGCUACAUCAUCGAAUACAAAAUCAGCAAAGGCUCUUGGGAAACUGAUAUUGACAGAGUACUGGUACCUGGAUCCCAACAGAACGUAGCUGGAGUUUUCAACCUGAGACCCGCCACCACAUAUCAUCUGAGAAUCGUUGCUGAGAAUGAAAUUGGCGCAUCUGACCCAUCUGACACUGUUACCAUCAUCACUGCCGAAGAAGCUCCAAGUGGCCCACCAACCUCCGUUCGAGUCGAUGCUCUUGACCAACACACUCUUAAGGUAACAUGGAAACCACCCCCACGCGAAGACUGGAACGGCGAGAUCCUUGGCUACUACGUUGGAUAUAGACUCUCCUCCUCUGACAAACCAUACAUGUUCGAAACCGUGGACUUCUCGAAGGAAGAUGGAAAGGAACACCAUUUGCAGAUCAUGAAUUUGAAAACUUACACCCAGUACAGCGUUGUCGUUCAGGCAUUUAACAAAGUUGGAUCAGGACCGAUGAGCGAGGAACGAAGACAACACACUGCCGAAGGAGUACCUGAACAACCACCCCAUGACACAACCUGCACUACUCUUACUUCUCAGACAAUCAGAGUUUCUUGGAUGUCGCCACCCCUUAGCGCUGCCAAUGGAGUCAUCACCGGAUACAAGGUUAUUUACGGACCAUCUGACACCUGGUAUGACGAGAACACAAAGGACACCAAGAUCACCUCUUCCAGCGAAACAAUUCUCCAUGGACUGAAGAAAUACACCAACUACAGCAUGCAAGUUCUGGCUUUCACUUCCGGUGGCGAUGGCGUCAAAUCUGCACCUAUCCACUGCCAAACUGAACAAGAUGCCCCUGAAGCCCCGAUCGCGAUCAAAUCUCUGGUUAUGUCCGCUGAAUCUAUCCUCGUAUCAUGGCGCCCACCAAGCCAACCCAACGGAGUCAUCACUCAAUAUACCGUCUAUACCAAGGCUGAUAACGCAGAGGAACCGACAAGCCAAAAAGUACCACCGAAUCAACUGACUCACGAAGCUUCUGGACUGGACAAACAACGCAGAUACGACUUCUGGGUAACCGCUAGCACCAACAUCGGCGAGGGAGAGGCUUCCAAAAUUGUGGCUUUGGCACCAAGCGUUAGAGUACCGGCAAAGAUCGCAUCGUUCGACGACAAAUUCACAGCUACCUACAAAGAAGAUGUAAAACUACCCUGCCUUGCUGUCGGCGUACCUGCACCGGAAGUAACAUGGAAAGUACGAGGCGCCGUUCUCCAACCGAGCGACAGACUGCGACAAUUGCCCGAGGGAUCUCUGUUCAUUAAGGAAGUUGACCGUACAGAUGCUGGAGAAUAUUCUUGCUACGUUGAAAACUCGUUUGGCCAUGAUACCGUUACUCAUCAACUAAUUGUCCAUGCUCCUCCUCAUUCACCGCAAGUCACCCUCACUGCCACCACAACUAACUCGUUAACGAUGAAACUAAGACCUCACCCCACUGACAACGCUCCAAUUCAUGGAUACACCAUUCACUACAAACCGGAAUUCGGCGAUUGGGAAACCGCUCAGAUUAGUUCCACGGCUCAGAAGUACACUUUGGAGAAUUUAUGGUGUGGCUCCAGAUAUCAGAUCUAUGUUACCGCAUACAACGGAAUUGGAACUGGCGAUCCUUCUGACAUGCUCAACACUCGUACCAAAGGCUCGAAACCGAUCAUUCCUGAAGCUGCAAGGUUCAUUGAAGUCUCUACCAACAGCAUUACUCUUCAUCUGAGUGCCUGGUCCGAUGGCGGUUGCCCCAUGCUCUACUUCGUCGUUGAACACAAGAAGAAGCACCAACAAGAAUGGAAUCAGGUAUCUAACAACGUGAAACCCGGUGGAAACUUUGUCGUUCUGGACUUGGACCCUGCUAGCUGGUAUCAUCUUCGCGUGACUGCUCACAACAACGCCGGUUUCGCGGUAGCCGAAUACGAAUUCGCCACAUUGACCGUAACCGGAGGUACGAUCGCACCCCCCGUAAGAAAUGGCGGUAACGAGAACACCGAUGUCAGACGUUAUUUCCCAUGGUUACCCAGCUGGCUUGACGUGAACGUGGUGGUGCCGGUCGGAGCUACGGUUGUUGUGAUUAUCGUAGGAAUAGUGGUGAUUUGUGUCGCGCUCUCCAGGAGAACUCGAGGCCCGGAACAAACACGGCUGCGAGGUAUCUCAUCAGCCGACGAGAAAUAUUACGAAGGACAAUACGACGUGGUAUAUCAGCAAACCGGAGUUGGCGGAGCUACCCUCGACAAACGCAGACCGGACCUUCGCGACGAGCUUGGAUACAUCGCACCACCGAAUCGCAAGUUACCCCCUGUUCCUGGUUCCAACUAUAACACCUGCGAUCGCAUCAAGCGAGGUACAGUUAUAAGUGGAACAGGCUCGAUAAGGAGCCACUCGACCUGGGAUCCGAGACGACAUAUGUACGAAGAAUUGAAUCAUUGCGCGCCGAACCGAAGAUGUCCACCACCACCACGUAUGGGCAGUGCCGAAGCUUUAUCCCACAGAGGUAUGGAGGAUGAGAUCUGCCCGUAUGCUACCUUCCAUCUCCUUGGAUUCCGUGAAGAAAUGGACCCCAGCAAGGCUAUGCAGUUCCAAACUUUCCCUCACCCCGGAAACGGACACUCUGGCACCAUGGGACCACCUGUUGGACAUCCUACCAAUGCUUCUGCCCAUAGCCGUUCUGGAUCCCAAUCUAUGCCACGUCAAAAUGGACGCUACUCCCGAGUACCAUCCCAAGGAGGCGGCAGCGGAACCCACAACGUUUUCUCCCCCGAAUACGACGACCCAGCAAACUGUGCACCGGAAGAAGAUCAAUACGGCUCUCAAUACGGACAAUAUGGCGCUCCUUACGAUCACUAUGGAUCUCGCGGUUCUGUUGGUCGUCGCAGCGUAGGAUCGGCCCGCAAUAUCCCUGUUUCCGGAUCACCCGAACCACCACCACCCCCACCAAGGAACCACGACCAGAACAAUUCGAGCUUCAACGACAGCAAGGAGAGCAACGAGAUCAGCGAGGCAGAGUGCGAUCGCGACCAACUUGUGAACCGCAACUACGGCGUGAAUGCUCGCGGCAAGGACGGCAUGACCACCGAGGAGAUGCGUAAACUCAUAGAGAGGAAGCCAAACGAAGCCCCCGGCCGGCAAACCGGCACCGGCCACGGCGGUCACGGGGGACUCCUCACACCCUACGAUACUGUGGCAGUGUAACCUGUAAAUCAUCUUCCGUGGUCUUCCGUCUCUCUCGUCGAUAGCGGCCGAAUAAGACUCGAGAGAAGCGGAAAGAGUGCACACGCUAACUCUUCCCCCGGUGCUGUCGUCGGUCCAAUUUGCAACGAUUAAUCAUUAGAAAAAUCACCAUCGUCGCGAGUAGAUAGAUUCGGUCCAUCUCACACGGUGUACUCUUCGUUGAACUCGAACAACAAUCCUACGCAUCGUCGACGAUACGCUUGUCUUUUUGAAAAAAAAAAGAAAGAAAAAGAAAAAAAAAAUGAUAGGGAGCCCUCUUCUUCGUCUUCGACCAUAUCGUUUUUCUCUCCAUUUUCUUACGGCCUUUCUAUCUUUCGAUCUCGUGUUUUUCUUCGAUGUUCGAUCGCUCACUCGUUCUUGCUCAAUUACCAAGGCCAGGAUUACGAAACUGCCAAAUUCAUUGACUGCCGUUCCAGACGAAGAGGAAACUUUUCUGUUGUCAGGCAAAAUGUCGUCGUCGUCGUUGUCGUUGCGUACGGUAGAAUGAAACGAACGACGUUAACGAGGGUCCCGUUUGAAAAGCGAACACACCCGGCAUGUUCGUGUGGACGUUGAGAAACGCGACAGGAAAUCCGGCCCGCGACGCGUGCUCUCGGCGACGGUAAAUUUUUCACGGGGGUCUUUUGGCGAGAUGUAUCCUAGGUUACAAUUGUCGCUUCCAAUUGUCGCGCCCACGAGUCACGGGAAGUACACACGAGAUACAUUAGUUACUCGCUUUUUAAGUCAUGGUUGUGCCACACUGCCCUACCCGGCAGGCAUAUGAUAUUAUACAUACAUACAUACAUACACAUAUUAAUGAUACUAUACAUAUAUACGAUUUAUAAUUUCGUAACGAAGGUUGUGUCCCCACCCAUCACCUGUCCACCCCGUUAUUUUGGUGAUCGACGAUCUUGGAGUCUCGACGUCGCGGAGAGCAAUUUCUAAGGAGCACUGUUUUGCGACAGUGUCGCAGAGAGUGCGUCGUCGUUGUUGUCGUCGUGUUUUAGCAGUAUGUAGUAUGACGACAAGUCGCAUCGAUGCCGUGGUGACGUUUAAUCAGAAACAUUUUAAAACCAACGAAAUUUUGACGAGAACACCGAUUGACCGAUCCGUAGGAAGAACAACGCGGCACGUUUUAUCGCAGAGACACACGAUUUCAGCCGACCACAUCUCAUUCGAUAUUUCAUACGUUAGAAGAAAAAGCAAAAAAAAAAAAAAGUAAUAAUGAACAGGAAUAAUUACGAAUGUAAUCACACACAUACACACACGAACACACCACGCUCGCUGUCGAUUUUUAAUCGUCCUAUAUGAUAUUUAGUCCGCAAUACACACGUACAUAAACACACAUUAUACAUACAUAUAUUCGCAAGCUAAUCUCGAUCAAUUAUGAACGUACAUACGUGAAUUUAACGAUAAUGCGACGAUGAUAUUAUACGUGUAAGCAAUUCGAGCAACAAGUACCGAUUUAAACGUAAGUAGGAUAUAAGAUGGACGGAUGGUCGCGAGGAGCGCCGUUUCCUCUUUCGUUGAACGAUGAUGGAUCGAGCGUAGGAAAUAUAUCAAAAUUAUCACUUCAGGUUUAAUAGAUACGCUUUUAGUAUUUGAAUUAGAAAAGAAAGGCAAAAUUGAGAUAUCUUUUGGACGUUUAAAUCUACAGCUCGACGAGUCUGCCUCGAAACGGUUGCGGCGCGUAACUCAUAGUUCGUUUUUAUUACAACACUAUUUAGAUAUACGGAAAUAUAUAAAUAUAUAAAUAAAAAAGUAUAUAUAUAUAUUGACGUUCAUAUACAAUACGUUGUAAGUAGAUAUGUCUAGGUGUCGCAUUUAUUUGCUGAGGCGAUGCACGAGUGGUACACCAGUUGAGAGUUCACGGUCGAAGAAUACCUCGUUGUAGACGAUGAGGUAGUGCCGGGUUACUUUGACCGUGAAACACAAAUCUCUUUUUUUUUUUUCUUCUUCGUCCUAAUCUCCCUUUUGUAUCGCUGGCUGCGACUCCGCUCGCCGACGCACUUUUUACUCAUCGAUGUGAUUUUAAAGGCUGCGCAAAGUCUCGUGUCUCGUGUAUGUGUUACGAUCGCGCUCUACCACAUUAAAUGUAGCCAUAUCCAAGUCACCUUUUAACAAUGUAUAUCACGUUUUACUCACGUAACGCUCGCGGAGCUUUUCGCUUUGAAGCUUUGAAACUUAACGCGAUGAAAGAGAAUUCGACGAAAUAUUUAACUUAUUCCAAUAUUAACCGUGCGAUCGAUUUCGCGUGCGCCUCUGCUCGCACGUGAGCGUCGAUAUUUAAAGUAAGAAAAAGCAACAAAAAAAAAAAAAUAAAAAGAAAAAAAAACGUGAUGUCCGCGAAUUGUCGCGUAACUUUCAUUUUACUAUCGAUUGGCAACACGUUCGUUCGUCGUUAUGGUUUGUGUGAUCGAUCUGGUAUCGUUUCUCUCUUCGCAAGGUUUUAAUGUUGUUUUUCGAACGAUGCUGUGAAACGGUCGGUAACACCGUCCGAGUUAUACCUAUAAUAUUAUGCUUUGUUCCAUGGAAAAUACUUGAUGUUAGUUUCGUGCAACAACGGGGCGGUUCUUCGAGCUUCUUCGGCGGGGCGCGUAUCGUUUAAAUCUGUUUUCAUUUGCAAGCAGACUCGGGACAUUUCGUAAUUAGUAACUCCUGUGUUGCGCUCAGUGCUCGCCUUUAAAUUGGCUGUAACUUUGCAUUCUCGUACAACGAUACUCGUAUUUCUCCGCGUUCGUAGGGACUCGAGGAUCCGCUUGCAGUACACCGUUUCCUCAGUACCACUAUUUUAUGUUUUUGUACCAAAGUCAUAGCGUCUAACUUUACGUUAAAUAAAUAAAACCAAA